This is a messenger RNA of Pistacia vera, 1191 nucleotides long. RefSeq names its product A-kinase anchor protein 17A. The record is from RefSeq and is a predicted model, not a curated record. NCBI's taxonomy places the organism in Eukaryota, Viridiplantae, Streptophyta, Magnoliopsida, Sapindales, Anacardiaceae. Bases 97 to 1122 code for a protein of 341 amino acids. The transcript has 5 exons.
UCCCAAACAUUUACUAGCAGAAAGCCAGAAAGCAUAAACCCUUCUUCCAUAAUCGACCGAAAAAAAAAAAAAAAAUAACCCAAAGCAAAGCACAGAAUGCCACCGUUAGAGUCACUUUCACCAACAGAAACCCUGGAAAUCGAGAACGGCCUAACACUAAUACCGCGGGUGAAGCUUAUGCUCACAAUCUACCCUACAAGUCCCUCCGUGACAAAAUCCAUAGACGAGUGGCGGCUAAAGCGCGCAUUAAUAGAAUUCCUGAAGACCUCCCUCUCUGUCUCCAUCACUGUCCCCGAAGAGGACCUGGAAAUCAGACGGCUCAAAGAUCUCAAGAAACGCAAGCGCGAUGAGCCCGUUGCACACGGCAAUCUCUUCAUUCGCGACCUAGGAUUCCUAAACAAUACCAGUAAGAAAAAGGGGGACAAUCCCGUCGAAGAAGAAGAAGAAAAUGAUAUAAAAGUUCUAGAAAAGAAGUUGUCAGACUGGAGAAAGUACAUUCUUGAAAAAAUGGACGGAAUUGAAUUAAAUUUGGAGGGUGUUAAGUAUAGAUUGAGUGUAUCAGUUCCAGUUUCUGAUGAGUUCGACAAGAUGAAGAAAGAUUGGGAGGAGUUUUAUGCUUUUGGAAAUCGAGGUUAUUCAAGGGGGAGACAAGAGCCGGAUACUAUAGUAAUUAGAGGAGUACCUUCGAGGUGGUUUGCAGAGCCGAGGGUUUCGUCGAAGCCGUCAAUGUUGGUUACACAUACUAUUUUUUCAACAUUUGGGAAGAUAAGGAAUCUUAAUGUUGCUGAGGACGAUGAUUUAGGUAAGGAUGCGGACGAGGAUGAGACAGUCAUCGUUUCAGGUCUUCAUUGUAAGAUUGUGGUUCAGUUUGAGAAAUACUGGGACUUCUAUAAUGCUCUUAAGGUUUUAUGUGGCCGCUCAUUGCAAAAGCAAGGGUCAAAAUUGAAGGCUGAUUACGAGGUUUUCUGGGACAAGGAUGGCUUUUUCCGGAGCUCAAGAAGUCAAGCAACAGAUAGGAGUAAUAGGACGCCAGCAAAGGCAGCUGGACAAAACAGACGUGAAGAUACUAGACAUGAUAUUUCUCAGUUUGAUGAUACACGCCGGAAGAGGUUCAGGGAAUAGGGGAUUGUGGUACUCGUUUUGGAAGAAUUUUUCUUGUUGGGCUCGGCGGGGGAGUUCUUUCUGGUUCAA